CACUUGCUCCUCAUCUCUCUGUUCGCUCUUAUUCAUUUCUGUGUAUGGACAAGGAGGGCUAACAUGGACUCUUUGGGUCUUUUUAUCCUUCUUAUGUCUCUGUGUUUCCAGUGGACAACUGCCCCUGCUGCUGAGGAAGUUACCUGGACCUACACUGGCUUGGUGGGUCAGUCCGAGUGGUCAACGUAUUUCCCUGACUGUGGUGGUACCUCUCAGUCCCCCGUUGAUGUGGUAACCACCCAGACUAAAUAUGACCCCAAUUUGAUUCCUCUGACCCCGCUGGGCUACAGCCAGCACGGCAACAAGCCCUUCACGCUGUACAACAACGGACACACAGCCGUCAUUGAGCUACCAGACUGGAUGGGACUGGGGGGGCUGCCCUGGCUCUUUACAGCUGUUCAAAUGCACCUCCACUGGGGCAGCGGUGGCCCAAGUCAUGAGGGCAGUGAACACACCAUCAACGGACUGAGUGCAGAUGCAGAGCUACAUGUGGUGCACUACAACUCUGAGCUCUACCCCAACAUGUCCACAGCAAUGACGCAGAGGGACGGCUUGGCUGUUUUAGGAAUUCUCAUUGUGACAGGUGAGGAGACAAACCCGGCAUUUAACAACAUCCUCAACUACCUGAGCCGCAUCAGACAUGCUGAUCAGAAGGUGUCCAUCCCGGCCUUUGACGUCCAGUCGCUCCUCCCUAAGGAUCUAGGACGCUACUAUCGCUACAACGGCUCCCUAACAACGCCGCCCUGCUACCAGAGUGUGAUCUGGACGCUGUUCAAUGAGAGGGUCCAAAUCUCAAAGGCACAGCUGCUGAAGAUGGAGACGAUACUGUACUCCAGUAAAGCUGAAGAUCCAGACAGGAUGCUGCUGCAGGACAACUACCGGGCGACACAGCCGCUCAACCACAGGGUCGUCUUCGCCUCCUUCAGUGCAGAAUCAGGGAAGGAGCUCUCUUCGGGUGAAGUCACAGCUAUAGUAAUAGGAGUGAUGUGUGGCUGUGUAGGUCUGGCAGUAAUCAUUCGCUUCAUCGUGAAGACGAUACGCUCUACCUCUAGCUGGGACGUUCUACACAGUAACCGGCCUGCUUCUAUGUCAAGGAUGAAGGAGCCAGAGAAAGGGAAAAAACAAGACAUGGCUCUGAACUCGACCUCUGAAGCAGAAAAGAAAGAAGAGCCUUCACCUUCUCUUCAGACUGAGCCCUAGCUGACGGCGCGGUCCACUUCAGGGCUUCAGCCCACACGCUUGCUAAACACUGUUUCAUCUCGCCAAUGAUGUCACCACUGAUCCAUGUCUCCUUGGGGGACAAACAGGAAAUAAACAUUUUAUAUCGUAAACUGGACACAGGACAAAUCACCUGCUACCCUGAUCAAUUCACUGUUUCCAGGAUUGUUUCCCUACCUAAAUUCAGUGAUGUUUGCAGUCUUGGUAUCAGAUGGGGUUCUUUUUUUUUUUUUUCUUUUCAGUUUGCACAUGAAGCACUUGGUGUAAAUACGUCAGUCUGCUGGCUCUGAGUCGUAUGUUUGCUCUUGCAAAUGCCUGGGAUGCAUGAUUGGUUCAUGUAAAUACUCUGUAAAAUAUACUUUGUUGAUUUUUUUGUUCCACGUUUGGCCGUUAUUUCUUCUUCCUGCCUUGAAGCACACUGCACUGUAUGACAUGUAAUAGAAACAUUAUUUACCUGUUGAUUUAUACCCAAUGUAAUAUUAUUAUUUUCUUUUGUCCCUGGACUUGAGCACUGACACACAGAAGUUCCUAUCAAAUGAAUAAAAAUCUAUGAUGAAGGUCUUAAGGGAUUUAAAGUGUUGAGUAUAAACUGCUGCUGUCCAAACAUUAUGUUUCUGAACCCGAUUUAGUGCAUUAUACUGUAAAUGGAUGAGUUAUAUUUAUGUACAUGUGUUCAUUCUAUUGGAAAAAGUGAUUUUGGUGCCAUAAAUCAUAUUUGAUUUUUUUUCUCUGUACAUAACUCGUCAACAUGGGCACCUGAUUAAAAUACUUGAAUGGCAA
This is a messenger RNA of Epinephelus moara (kelp grouper), 1998 nucleotides long. RefSeq names its product carbonic anhydrase XIV (gene ca14). NCBI's taxonomy places the organism in Eukaryota, Metazoa, Chordata, Actinopteri, Perciformes, Serranidae. The record is from RefSeq and is a predicted model, not a curated record. Gene Ontology annotation, molecular function: zinc ion binding; carbonate dehydratase activity. The coding region runs from base 64 to 1200 and encodes 378 amino acids. Gene Ontology annotation, cellular component: plasma membrane. The transcript is spliced from 12 exons.